AUGGCCACCAAGGUCACCGUGGUCAAGAUGACCACCAAGGUCACCGAGGUCACCAAGGUCACCAAGGCCACCACAGCCACUCUGGCCACCAAGGCCACCACAACCACAGUGGCCACCAAGUGCCACCACCGCCACCGCCGCCGCCACCUGGCCAUGCCCCGGCUGCUGCUGCUGGCCCUGGCGCUGCCCGCCGCGCUGGCCCUGCCCGCCGCCACCCCGGCCCGCGGUGGCCCCGAGGUGGCCCUGGUGGCCCUGGAGGCGCUGGUGGCGUCGGGCGAGGGACAAUUGUCGCGCGGGGCGCUGGGGGCCCUCGUGGCGCGGGCGCGCGGCCGUGCGCAGUGCGCGCGCGAGCCGUGCGGAGAGUGUCCCUCGGUGCCAGCGCUGCUGGCCCUGGCCGGGAAGGCCCCGGGUGGCACCGCCGGGCUCGAGGCCACCGAGCUGUCCUGGCUGGGGGCGGCCGUGGUGGCCACGCUCAGGGACCCCCCGGGCACCUGCGGGGACAUCCCUGGGGACACCGAGGGGGACAUCCACGGGGACACCGAUGGGGACAUCCAUGGGGACACCCAUGGGGACACCAAGGCCACCACGGGGUCCUGGGCCAGCCGUGUCCGUGCCCUGCACCGGGAGUUUGUCACCGAUGUCACCGGCAAUGUCACUGUCACUGUCGCUGGCCGUGGUGGCCCCGGGCUGCGGGAGGUGGCCGAGCUGCUGGCGGCCAUCGAGCCCAACUACCGCGGUGACAACGGCCACCAGGCCUGCGUGGACGCUCGGGGGGUGCUGGCGGCCGCCACCAGGAUGUCCCCAAGGGUGGGGACCGGCCGGGUGCUGGUGGCACUCGGGGUCCUGGUGCUGCGCGGCCACCGCCUCUGCCCUGGGGACAUCGGGGACAGCGGGGACACGCCCAGCCGCCGCUGUGGGGACAGCCGCUGGCACCUUGGGGACACCGGUGACAUCGACACCGCCCGUGGGGGCAUGGACGCCUGGCACUGUGGGGACACCGGUGACAUCAACGCCUCCCGUGGGGACACGGACAGCAGGCACGGUGACAUUGCCACCCUCCUUGGGGACACGGACGCCUGGCACGGUGACAUUGCCACCCUCCUUGGGGACACGGAAGCCUGGCACGGUGACAGCCACCCCAAGGACAUCGAGAGCCAGCACAGCCCCACGGCCCCCAGCUCUGGGGACAGCGGUGACAAUGCCACUGUCCCCACGGCCACCAACAGCACCGAGCCCGAGGAGCAGCUGAGCGUCAGCGAGAGGUACCUCCUGGGGACACUGACGGCGCUGGCGCUGGCGCUGGUGCCGCUGGUGGCGCUGGCCCUGGUGCUGUGUCCCCGCUGUCCCCUGUGCUCCCGCUGUCCCCACGGGGCCGGAUGUCGCCGAUGUCGCCGAUGUCGCCUGUGUCCCCGGCGCUGGUGGCGCCCCCUGCUGAACGGGCUGGCGGCCGGGGCGCUGAGCGGGGACGCGCUGCUGCACGUGGUGCCAGAGGCCCUGGGGGUCGUGGGGGUGACACGGAGGGGUGACACCGAUGUCCCCUCGAUGUCCCCACAGGCCCUGGGGGUGCACAGCCACGCCGGGGGUGACACGGGGAGGUGA
Molecule: messenger RNA, 1599 nt
Organism: Haemorhous mexicanus (house finch)
Lineage: Eukaryota; Metazoa; Chordata; Aves; Passeriformes; Fringillidae
Gene: SLC39A4
Product: solute carrier family 39 member 4
Exons: 6
Coding region: 1-1599 (532 amino acids)
Source: RefSeq, a predicted model, not a curated record